GCGAUAUAACAGUUACAAUUUUUUAAUGAAGUUAAAAUGUAUAUAAGUAUUCUCGAGCUUCCGUACAUCUGCGACCCAGAAAAGGACAAGCCGGUAUAGAUACUGAUGAAUUGAUAAAUAUUCUUACAUUUUUCUGUUACUUUUAGGUUUGCGCGAGAAUAUAGCAGUUCCGUUUUCAACCAGUGCGAAGAGUGCAGUUUCGCAUAAACUUCACAUGACAAUUAUGUGUAGGUAAAGAAAAAAUGGAGAAAAUUUAUUGACAACAUUCGGAAUUAAUCCAAAACAAUAUUUAACGAAUUGCUAUGGACACUGGACGUAAUAAAUGCGAUACUAUUAAAAUAAGUUUAUUUAAUAUUACUCUCAGGCUUGCGUGAAACAGUUCCACAGGUGUACUAUCCGUAUUUUAACAUUAAACGUAGCCUCUUUUAAGAAGUAGCCUUACAACAAUUGAAUCAUUUGUAAUCUGUCGGUUUUCGAUCCAGUUUUGUGGCCAAACAUACGACUUUGUGGUUAAAGGAAAUGUUCAUUUUUUAAUGACUGCGCGAUGUCUACCGUUUGAGAGAACAACUGUAGUAGCCCACAUUUCAACACCGAGAUAUUCAGUGCAGACGCUGGUCUCCGGACUGGGGUCCCUGUCGUCCUGCUAUAAAUCGGGUCUCAUGCGUCAUAUGGUUCCCUUUAACUGGUUAUAGCAAGCUGAUACAGGCUGGAAACUCAACACUUCAACACACCUUAUCCAGCGAGACAGUGUUUUUGAGCCGAGUACAGACUUCCUAUACUCAGUGUGAUGUAUGCAUAUUUAUGGUGCGCUUAUUACGGCAUGUUAGCUAUGCGUGUCCUUUGCCUACAGCAAAUGGUCUUAUGCAAUGUUCUGUUCUUCCAUUCUCGCUAAUACAGGAUAAACACCGCCGACAUCUAGUUCUGUCAAGCUUGUCUUUACUUUUGUUGUUAACAGUUGUGUGUGUGUGUGUGUAUGUAUAUAUUUCACUUGAAGACGUUGAAAUUGUUACCAAGUCCCGAAAAACCGGUCCUCAACCAGUUACUACAAAUAAUAAUAAUAACUUAGCUACAGAAAUAUAUAAAUCCGUUUUCUGUUCAAAUCUGGUGGUCUCGGAAUAAUGCGACUGCAAUGUAAUAUUUGCAUAGUUUGUAUGUAUAUAAACAUUAAAUAAAUAACCUGAGAUUUUUUAUUAUGUGCAUAUUAAAAGUAUUUUAAAAGCUUUUUACUGCCAUUAAAUUAAUUCGCCACCCAAAAGCAACAUGCAAAUACAGUUAUGGCUGCCGUAACUAUGGGAUAAUAAUUAUUAGAUUAAUUGAAAUAAUUAUUUUUGAAUAGCAUAUUGGCAGCCCGAAAACCCGUUACAGACUUUUUUAGUGUACCAUAACACGCGUACUUUGUUUACGUGAAUUAUUCUGCAAUUUACCGGUUAAGUAGUUUCAAGAAAGAACACCUAGUACUUUCGGCAUCAACUUGUGAACGCUUCCGUAUGUGAUGACGUCAGCCGUGGGCGGAGCUCGGCCCGUAAGUGAUUGAAAUAGGGAGCUGAAUUUUAGUCAACAGAGCGCAGCGCGCUAGGCGCUGAUUGGUGUAAGUUUUGAAUACCCCCCAAUCAGGGCACAAUAUGUCUGGGGACCCUUGAAAAUGAUUCGUACAAGACAGUGUUACUCAACUUUAAGACACGCCCCGGGGAACGCAAGCGCCAGAUCAUAUUACUAUGCGCGCCUGCACCUUGCCGUCGUAUAAAUUAGGGCAGAAGCUCAGUCUAGUUCAGUAUACCAUAACGUGCUGAGUGGUGUGGACAUACUGCUAUACCCCUGUGUGGAGCAAUGACAGUUACCACGGAGGCUGAUUCGUCGCCUAUGACUUAUUCAAAAAUGAGAGGAGUUGUUGCAGUUCUUACUGCUUUUAUGAAGCAGAGAAGAAUGGGAUUGAAUGAUUUCAUUCAGAAGCUGGCUACUAAUUCAUACGCUUGUAAACACCCUGAAGUCCAGUCCAUUCUGAACAUGGGCUCCCCUCAGGAUACUGAGCUGUUGAAUGCUAACCCCUCUCCACCUCCAAGUCCAUCACAGCAGAUCAACCUCGGACCAUCUUCAAACCCCACUGCCAAGCCCUCAGACUUCAACUUCCUCAAAGUAAUUGGGAAAGGCAGCUUUGGGAAAGUGCUUCUGGCAAGACACCGGACAGACGACCAGUUCUAUGCCGUGAAAGUGUUACAGAAGAAGGCCAUCUUAAAAAAGAAGGAGGAGAAGCACAUAAUGUCAGAGAGGAAUGUCCUGCUGAAGAACGUGAAGCACCCUUUCCUGGUUGGGCUGCACUACUCCUUCCAAACUGCAGACAAGCUCUACUUCGUCCUGGACUAUAUCAAUGGAGGAGAGCUGUUCUACCACCUUCAGAGAGAGCGCUGCUUUCUGGAGCCACGAGCACGUUUUUACGCCGCGGAGAUUGCCAGCGCACUGGGCUACCUGCACUCGCUCAAUAUCGUGUAUCGGGACUUGAAGCCAGAGAACAUCCUGUUGGACUCUCAGGGUCACAUUGUGCUGACGGAUUUCGGCCUGUGCAAGGAGAACAUCGAGCCCAACGGAACCACCUCCACGUUCUGUGGCACUCCAGAGUACUUGGCCCCAGAAGUUUUGCACAAGCAGCCCUAUGACCGGACAGUGGACUGGUGGUGUCUGGGGGCUGUGCUGUAUGAGAUGCUGUAUGGUUUGCCUCCAUUCUACAGUCGCAACACGGCUGAGAUGUACGACAACAUCCUGAACAAGCCACUGCAGCUAAAGCCUAACAUCUCCAACGCAGCCCGCAAUCUCCUGGAGGGCCUUCUCCAGAAGGACCGCAGCAAGCGGCUGGGCUGCAGCCAGGACUUUACUGAGAUCAAAGACCACAUGUUCUUCUCUCCAAUCAACUGGGAUGAUCUGAAUGCCAAGAAACUUACACCUCCCUUCAACCCUAAUGUGAGUGGCCCUAAUGACCUGAGGCACUUUGACCCAGAGUUUACAGAUGAACCUGUCCCUAGCUCCAUCGGUUGCUCCCCGGACAGUGCCCUGGUCACCUCCAGCAUCCAGGAGGCAGCUGAGGCUUUUCUUGGCUUCUCCUAUGCCCCCUCCAUGGACUCCUACCUGUAGUCACAGCCUUGGAUUGGGAAAACCGGGUUGACUUUGAUGUCCCACAGGAAGGGGAAAUAUUUGCACAUCGCUUAAGGCAGCUCUUUGGCCUUAACACUGAAUGAGGUCCAGCUAAGACUUCCAUAAGCACAGUUCUCAACUCUAUCACAAGACCUGUGUAGUGUCAUCGUAGAGGAACUACAUUGGGGCCAGCACCUCCAAGAGGACACUUACAGCUCUGAAACAGUGUUUCUGAUAUACUGAAAGCUGGAAACCCUGAAUCGAAUGUGACCUGGAGGGCAUUAGUAGGGUGCCUUUGGUCCAUUGUGAAAGUAGCUAGGCUCCACUUGAAGCAGUUUUCCACUGAUCGUCAACUGCAGGACCUGAGGAACUUCUUGGAACCUCAUUUAACUAUACCAGUGUGGAGGUCUUGGCACCGGAGCAUUCGUUCAACUGACUGGCACUGCAACUUUGGUUUCGCCUCUUAAUUCUGCUUUUCCGUAGUUUUACAGUUUAAUCCUUCGUUGGCGAUGCUACAAGAUGCUUGAAAAGGGUGUUGCUACUGUUUGGUGUAAAUAAGGACUUGGACCAAAACUCUAGACCAUGUUUGAUAUGGCUAGCCUCCUGUAGUCUUCCAUUGCAUAUUUAUGUGUUAAUAUUGUAAAGUUGGGCAUUACUUUGUCUAAACUUUGCAUUCCAUUUAAUAUUGAUGUGUGCCUGUAUUUAAGUUAAUUUGUACAUUAUGUGUUCUGUUUUAAUGUAUAUUAAACAAACUAAAGGGUAUGCUUAUGACUAUUCAUGUUUAAAUGUAUGUAAAUUGUAAAAUGUAUGAUUUGUGACCAUGUCCGGUUUGCAGUAAAAGUAAAUGUUAUUUUC
This is a messenger RNA of Paramormyrops kingsleyae, 3978 nucleotides long. RefSeq names its product serum/glucocorticoid regulated kinase 1 (gene sgk1). The record is from RefSeq and is a predicted model, not a curated record. Lineage: Eukaryota; Metazoa; Chordata; Actinopteri; Osteoglossiformes; Mormyridae. Gene Ontology annotation, biological process: protein phosphorylation. Gene Ontology annotation, molecular function: ATP binding; protein serine/threonine kinase activity.